Molecule: messenger RNA, 512 nt
Organism: Antrostomus carolinensis (chuck-will's-widow)
Lineage: Eukaryota; Metazoa; Chordata; Aves; Caprimulgiformes; Caprimulgidae
Product: potassium voltage-gated channel subfamily V member 1-like
Exons: 1
Biological process (GO): potassium ion transmembrane transport; action potential
Cellular component (GO): membrane; voltage-gated potassium channel complex
Molecular function (GO): voltage-gated potassium channel activity
Source: RefSeq, a predicted model, not a curated record
GCUUGCGGUCUCUUGGGAUGACUAUUGCACAGUGCUACGAGGAGGUUGGCCUUUUGCUGCUUUUCCUCUCUGUAGGAAUCUCUAUAUUUUCCACUGUGGAGUACUUUGUUGAGCAAGGCGUGCCAGGCACAACCUUCACAAGUGUACCUGGUGCUUGGUGGUGGGCAACGACUUCCAUGACAACUGUUGGUUAUGGUGACAUUAGACCAGACACUACUAUUGGUAAGGUAGUGGCCUUUAUGUGUAUACUAUCAGGAAUACUGGUUUUGGCAUUGCCAAUAGCUAUAAUAAAUGACCGCUUUUCUGCCUGUUACUUUACACUGAAGAUAAAAGAAGCUGCCCUUCGUCAGCGUGAAGCUUUAAAGAAACUCAUGAAGAACUCAUCCAGUGACUCUAAUAUCAAUGUUAAUUUGAGAGACAUAUAUGCACGCAGUGUCAUGGACAUGUUACGGUUAAAAAGCAGAGAGAGAGCAAGCACAAGGAGCAGUGGAGCAGAUGAUUUUUGGUUUUGA